Elgaria multicarinata webbii is the source of this 1953-nucleotide messenger RNA. RefSeq names its product solute carrier family 34 member 1 (gene SLC34A1). Bases 1 to 1953 code for a protein of 650 amino acids. Gene Ontology annotation, cellular component: apical plasma membrane; brush border; vesicle. Gene Ontology annotation, biological process: intracellular phosphate ion homeostasis; sodium-dependent phosphate transport. The transcript has 12 exons. Lineage: Eukaryota; Metazoa; Chordata; Lepidosauria; Squamata; Anguidae. Gene Ontology annotation, molecular function: sodium:phosphate symporter activity. The record is from RefSeq and is a predicted model, not a curated record.
AUGGCAGAGUUGAGUUCAGUAGUGCUACAGAGGAUCCCUGACCCUAGAGCAUAUCUGUUCCCAACUGUGAGUCAUCCAGACCAUGACUACCUCUGCCCAGGCUCCCCUGGGAGAUUGGCUGAAAGCAUGGAGAAGUAUGAACUGGACACUCAUUCUUCCAAGCCAUGGCAGAACCCACACUCAGGCUUGGGUGAAGUACAGAGACCAGCACUUGGCAGAUGUGCAAGGACCAAAUCCAUCCUCAUCUCUCUUCUCAAAGUGCCCCUGAUGUUUGGCUUUUUGUACCUGUUUGUAUGCUCCCUUGAUGUGCUGAGUUCUGCCUUCCAACUGGCAGGAGGGAAAGUAGCAGGAGAUAUUUUCAAGGACAACGCGAUCCUCUCCAACCCAGUGGCGGGGCUUGUGGUGGGAAUCCUCGUCACUGUGCUGGUUCAGAGCUCCAGCACCUCCACUUCCAUCAUCGUCAGCAUGGUCUCCUCAGGGUUGCUGGAGGUAUCUUCUGCCAUCCCCAUCAUCAUGGGUUCCAACAUCGGUACCUCGGUCACCAAUACCAUAGUAGCACUCAUGCAGGCCGGAGACAGAAAUGAAUUUAAGAGGGCCUUUGCUGGGGCCACCGUACAUGACUGCUUCAACUGGUUAUCAGUGCUAGUUUUGCUGCCUCUUGAGGUGGCCAGUGGCUAUCUGCACCGCAUCACCAAGGUUGCUGUGGCAGCCCUCAACUUCCGCAGUGGACAGGAUGCUCCAGAGCUCCUGAAAGUUAUCACGGAGCCCUUCACUGGUCUUAUUAUCCAGCUGGAUAAAUCUGUGAUCACUGGCAUUGCCACAGGUGAUGAGAGCUUGCACAACAAGAGUCUGAUCCGGCUGUGGUGUGAUGCACCGAUCCCGCAGAUUUCUUCCACAGACACUAAAGGAAAACUCCUGAACUGCAGCUCGCUUGCGCCAUGCCGCCUGGACAGUCCUGGGAACUUCAGCAGUGCCAUGCAGCAGAAAUGUAAUCACCUGUUUGUGGACUCCUCUCUGCCAGACUUGGCUGUGGGCCUCAUGCUGCUGGCAGGUUCGCUGGUUGUGCUCUGCACCUGUCUUAUUAUGCUGGUCAAGCUGCUCAACUCGGUGCUCAAAGGCCAGGUGGCCAGAGCUAUCCAGAAGGUCAUCAACACAGAUCUGCCAUCCCCUUUCGGCUGGGCCACUGGUUACUUCGCCAUGCUGGUCGGUGCUGCAAUGACCUUCGUUGUGCAGAGCAGCUCAGUCUUCACUUCAGCAAUCACCCCACUCAUUGGCCUUGGGGUGAUUAGCUUAGAACGCGCUUAUCCACUCACCCUUGGUUCCAACAUCGGAACGACAACCACUGCCAUCCUAGCUGCCCUGGCCAGUCCAGGAGACAAACUCGCCAGUGCUUUCCAGAUUGCCCUCUGCCAUUUCUUCUUCAACAUCUCCGGGAUCUUGCUGUGGUAUCCCCUGCCUUGCACCCGCCUCCCCAUCCAGAUGGCCAAAGCACUCGGUGAGCAGACAGCCAAAUAUCGCUGGUUUGCUGUCUUCUACCUGAUCAUCUGUUUCCUGCUGCUGCCGUCGCUGGUCUUUGGACUUUCUAUGGCAGGAUGGCGGGUCCUGGUGGGCGUGGGAGUCCCUUUCCUGAGCCUUCUGGCUUGUGUGGCCUUGGUCAACAUCAUGCAGUCACGAAGCCCCGGCCGACUGCCCAAGUGGCUUCAGAGCUGGGACUUCCUGCCAUACUGGCUGCACUCCUUGCAACCCAUGGAUGGGUUGAUCAGCAGGGCCACACUGUGUUGUGCCAACCAUUGCUCAGGCAGCCAAGAUGAACACGGCGAUAUGUCUCCUCGGAUGAAAGCCCAAGCAGGCCUGCACAAUCCUUCCCUCAGCUUCUUGGAGGAAUUGUCUCUACCGCCGAAGCCCUCGCCCCGGCUGAAUUCACUGCCGAUGCAGAAUGCUACCCGCCUGUAA